Messenger RNA from Toxotes jaculatrix (banded archerfish), 4180 nucleotides. It is a transcript of the gene esrrga, whose product is annotated as estrogen-related receptor gamma a. Gene Ontology annotation, molecular function: DNA-binding transcription factor activity; steroid binding; sequence-specific DNA binding. Gene Ontology annotation, cellular component: nucleus. The transcript is spliced from 8 exons. Gene Ontology annotation, biological process: regulation of DNA-templated transcription. Lineage: Eukaryota; Metazoa; Chordata; Actinopteri; Toxotidae. The record is from RefSeq and is a predicted model, not a curated record. Bases 115 to 1452 code for a protein of 445 amino acids.
CUCCCUUCCUCCUCUCCCGCUUUCUCUGUCUGUCUUUUAAUCAUUCUAAGUUUCCCUGGAUAAGAGAUAGAGGCGCAUGCACAGAUUGCAAAACUGUAAUUGCUUCUCUGCAGAAUGUCCAGUAAGGAGCGCCACCUUGAGUCCAGCUGUCCGUCUUCUUAUAUAAAGACUGAGCCGUCUAGUCCUGCCUCCCUGACUGACAGUCUAAACCAUCACUCCCCUGGUGGCUCCAGUGACGCCUCUGGCUCAUAUUCGUCCACAAUGAACGGCCACCCCAACGGCUUAGACUCCCCGAGCCUUUAUGGCUCCAACACGGGGCCCCUGGGUCCUGCUGGCGGCCCUGGAUCAAAGCGUUACGAGGACUGUUCGUCAACUAUUGGGGAAGAUUCACAGAUUAAGUGCGAGUACAUGCUGAAUUCAAUGCCCAAGAGGCUGUGUCUGGUGUGCGGGGACAUUGCAUCAGGGUACCACUAUGGAGUGGCAUCCUGUGAGGCCUGCAAGGCCUUCUUCAAACGCACCAUCCAAGGCAACAUUGAGUACAGCUGUCCAGCCACCAACGAGUGCGAGAUCACCAAGAGGAGACGCAAGUCGUGCCAGGCCUGUCGCUUCAUGAAGUGUCUGACUGUGGGCAUGCUGAGGGAGGGUGUUCGUCUGGACAGGGUUCGUGGUGGGAGACAGAAGUAUAAACGCCGGAUAGAUGCGGACAACAGUCCAUACCUGAACCCACAGCUGGCUCUACCCCCCAAGAAGCCAUUUGCCUUUGGCUGCCUUGCAGAUAACAAAAUCGUCUCUCACCUGCUGGUGGCCGAGCCAGAGAAGAUUUAUGCCAUGCCUGACCCAACAGUACCAGACAGCGACAUCAAGGCCCUGACUACACUUUGUGACCUGGCGGACAGAGAGCUGGUGGUCAACAUCGGCUGGGCCAAACAUAUCCCAGGUUUCUCCACACUGUCUUUGGCAGACCAGAUGAGUCUACUGCAGAGUGCAUGGAUGGAGAUCUUGAUCCUGCGCGUUGUGUACCGCUCACUGUCCUUUGAAGACAAGUUGGUGUACGCUGAGGACUACAUAAUGGACGAGGACCAGUCAAAGCUAGCUGGACUUCUGGACCUGAACAAUGCCAUCCUUCAGCUGGUCAAGAAAUACAAAUCUAUGAAACUAGAGAAGGAGGAAUUCGUCACUCUCAAGGCCAUUGCUUUGGCCAACUCAGACUCCAUGCACAUUGAAGAUGUGGAUGCAGUGCAGAAGCUCCAGGAUGUGCUCCACGAGGCCCUGCAGGACUACGAGGCUUCCCAGCACCAGGAGGAUCCCCGCCGGGCGGGCAAGCUGCUCAUGACCCUCCCCCUGCUCCGCCAGACCUCCACCAAGGCUGUGCAGCACUUCUACAGCAUCAAGCAGGACGGCAAAGUCCCAAUGCACAAACUCUUCCUGGAGCUGCUGGAAGCCAAGGUCUGAGGACAGGAGAAUAGAUGGAGGACAGCUAGACGCCAGUCUGAACCAGCUGAGCUUCACCUCAGAUUCUAAACAGCAACUUUGAAUGACCUCUUGCUCUUUUACAUGCACACACUCUUACCCACACACACACCCAGACACAGAAAUACAUCCCUGAAGUAUGUCUGCUGACGCAUCCCCCUUUGAAUAAACAAGUAAUCUGAACCUCUUACCUGAACCCCUAAAACUCCACUGUCUUUGAGAAAAGGACGCUCACUUGACCUUCUGUUUUGGGGGGCGAUGCUGACAGACUGACAUGACCCCCUCUAUUACCAAGGGAAGAUGGAAGAUAAUGUUUCCUUUUAAAACUAUUAACAAUCACAUAACAGUUUUCACGGUGACUCAGAACACUGAUGAUGACAAAACCGUCACUUAUGCAUUUAAUAACAAUUAAGAUGUUAUUAAUGACAAACACUUAAAUGAGGACACAUUUAAAAGAAACUGAAAACUCUUCAUUUUAGUUCUGAGAGACUCUAAGACUGCACUUGUGUCUCCUUUUCCCUCUCUCUUUCCCCCCAACAGAGUUUUUUAAGUGUUCAAGAAGAAAACGAGUGGGAAAAAAAUGAACACUAAAGAAGUAUCAACGGCGUUUGUCAAAUUACGUGUACAAUGAAAUUCGGAUGGAUGGACUGAGAAAAGAAAAGAAGAGGAGAUUUGCCCUGCCAAAGAAUGGAGCUCAUCCAUUCAGAGGAUGCCAGCAAACUUUACUGUCAUAACCCAAAACUCUUUCUGGUUUGAUCUACCAGUGGCUUUCAGUCCUGGGCUCCAAGAGUACUGCUGGUUUUCUGUUCCACCAGUUAUUUUAAAAUUGUUGUGGUUAGAAUAAAAACAAGCAGAGCUCAGAUUUUCAAGGACCAGGAUUGCAAACCACAGCUGUAAACACUUUCUCGUUCUCCCUAAAAUCAGUUCCUGGUUUCCUAAUGACUCCCCAGUUUCAACUGCUACUAUUCGUUGUACUUGUUGAGGACCAAUGACCCUGGCCUCCCAAACCUGUCAGUAUUACCACAGUAUCAGUGUUUGUACACUUAAUGUGGCUGAAAAUGGUUUCAAAUGUUCUAACCACCUGAGGAUGAUAAUUAAUUGAGUUUAUAAGUAAAAAAUAUUACUCACGGUAAUAACACAAAACUUGAUCUAUACUGUCAAGAAUGGAUUCCUGCUUGGCUAACUGGUAGAUGUAGGCUCGGUUCACAUUCUCUGUGAUGCUGUAUAUUCUGUCAAACACUCCGCUUGUGUUUGGACGUCUGUUUGAAACAUUUUCAGCUCCUCAGCGGCCCAGGUUUGCGGCUCUCCACCUACCACUUAGUAGAGAUUUCAGUCUGUUGAUGAGAAUAGUGCCAUUAAGAAUAGUCCAGUCCAUGCUCAUUACCCAAACUCGGAAAACUUCAAAAUGUCACUUUGGUACUUCCUCUCCUUGCUCCAUUGCGCUCACAACUUGCAGUCCAUCUCCUGCGUCAGUAGAGAGAUAUUUUUGUGAUUCAUUCAGCGAGUGAUGAGGGAGCUACACUCACUCAACGCAAUACAAACCAGAAGGAAAAGUGUGCUGACAAAACUGACUGAAAAACAACUAUUGUUGCUUUCAAACUCCUUAUUUUUUUCUUGAUUUCUAUCUUGAAAAUAAUCUUAGCGAUGAUACCAAUGUUAGGGUUGUAAAUAAUUGUCAUCCUGUAUAUGACAUAUACCACGGCUUUGUUUUUGUUAUUGAUAUUGUCUUCUUAAAACUGACUCAAUCAAUAUGUCUUUCCUUUUUUUCAGCUUGACCACUUUCAGCAAUUAUCAUAUAUAUAUAAAUAUAACAAGUAAUAAUGUAUUAACAAAUCAGCGUUUAUCUUAGAAACUCUGAGCAAUAGUGGUUUUUAAAGGAGGGGUUUGUGCAUACGGACUAAGUCUGCAAUAUUAACAUAACGUGCCAGUCUUAAAUUUAGGGGAGAGAGGAUGGGGAUUUGAGGAGAGUUUGUAGCUUGAUUUUCUCUCUGUGUAACUUGCCAUAAGCUAUUAGAUAACAGUCAAUAUUUCCUUUGUUAGAAACAGUUAGGCAGGAACAAAUAUGGACCAGGAAUGUCAGGAUGAGAUGUUAAUGCUGCUGUCACAUAGUCUCUGUGUGAAUAAUAGUCAGUACGAGGGUUAAAGAACUAAUUUAAGUAGCUAAAAACUAAAACGUGCAACACUCAAUUUGCAAUUAUCACAUGGUUCUGAUGUUUGCACCUUGUUUUGUGGCCAGGCAAUUUUUGUUGUCAAGUUUAAUCUGAUUAAAAAGAGACUGCUAUUUAAAAUCAGUUCAAUAAUACACAGAUUUUGUCCAUUUUCAGUUUAAGGUGCAUGUUUCUUUAGCCAUGUGACAGGGUGUGGGGGACCAUCAGAAAAACCAGACUAAAUCAAGAUUUGUACUGAGGGAAACAGUGCUAGCAAAAACCAAACAUCAUCCAAGUUUGAAAAAGAAAAAAACAAAAAACAAAACAUGACACCGACAGUUUCGUGUUAGCUCGCUAUUCCACUUUCUGUUGUCUGACAUUUUAAUUUAAUUUUAUAAAGAAACUAUGGUGUUGUAAUGGUAAAAGUCAUUAAUAUUAUGUAUCAAAAAAUCUAUCAGCUAAUAAAAUUCAUAAAAAGAUGAGCAGUGAUGAUGAUGAUUAAUUAUGGAAAUUCAUUACAAUUGAAAUUAGCUAUAUUAGCUUGAAACAAACAAAUGAGAUCU